Stegostoma tigrinum is the source of this 2042-nucleotide messenger RNA. RefSeq names its product BarH-like homeobox 2 (gene barhl2). NCBI's taxonomy places the organism in Eukaryota, Metazoa, Chordata, Chondrichthyes, Orectolobiformes, Stegostomatidae. Gene Ontology annotation, biological process: regulation of transcription by RNA polymerase II. The record is from RefSeq and is a predicted model, not a curated record. Bases 667 to 1728 code for a protein of 353 amino acids. Gene Ontology annotation, cellular component: nucleus. The transcript has 3 exons. Gene Ontology annotation, molecular function: DNA-binding transcription factor activity, RNA polymerase II-specific; RNA polymerase II transcription regulatory region sequence-specific DNA binding.
CUCAGGGGUUGUCGAAAAGACGAUCGCGGCCUGUUCUAAAUUGACAGAAUAAAACACGGUCCCUGGGAUUGGUUUGCUGCUCGAAACGUCAGCCGGGUAGGCCUUGGCAGACCAAUAGCUGGAAAGAGUUAUAAAAUAUGCGCUGGAUUAUAAUAAUAAUAAAAAAAUGACACUCUGCAAUAGCCCGUGACGUCGGGUUAGGAAGGAGCUGUCGCCCUGCAAAAGCAGUGUAGUUGCAAGAGAAGCUUGGAGCCUUCGAGUUCCUCCUCAUUUCAUCCCUGCUGCAACACCUUAACUUUUCCAACAAAGUUGGCUCACUGUCGAUUUCAGUCCUCGUGGAUUAUCCCAAUCCCCACCCUCCAAACGCCCCUAUAUUCCGAAUGCAAGAAGUUUUUUUUUAAAGAAAUCAAUGCACCGCUAGCUUUGUGCGGCAAAGUUUCUGGCACGUGUUUCUUUUUCCCAAUGUAUUUUAAAAUGAUCUGAUGCUGUAGGGUAAAUAAGGAAAAGGGUUAGCUAAACCCCCACCCCUCGUCUACACACACACACACACACACACACACACACUGAUUAUCAACGUUUGUGAUUUUUGAACAGCUUAAUCGCAAACUCUCAUUGAAGUCCUAGGCGGUGAUGAAGACCCGCUCCUAACAAUUGUAGGGAACCGCGAUGGAAGGAUCCAGCGGCUCCAGUUUUGGAAUAGACACUAUAUUGUCCAACGGUUCCAGCAGCCCGGUGCUGGGGAACAGUGAUUUCCGUCACGGUGACACCAGGACUUCGGAUUUCCGAAAUCAAACCUCGCCGUCCCCGAGCUCAGAGAUCGACGCAGUGGGCACGGUCCCCCUCUCGCCGAUUUCCAUGGAACAACCAGAAGCACAUCUCAGCGCCGAGAGCCUGCGCCAUCAGCAACACCAGCAGCAGCAGCAGCAAAGUUUACAGCCGCCUCCUUUACCAUCACCACCACAGCAACAGCCACUAGCGGGAGGCAGCUCUGUCCCCAGGACUUCCACAUCUUCUUUCUUAAUUAAAGACAUUCUGGGAGACAGCAAACCGCUGGCAGCGUGCGCCCCUUACAGCACCAGCGUCUGCUCACCCCACACCCCCAAACCAGAGGGUGAGCCUUUCAGGCAAAAGACGGAACCCGAAGAGGGUAAAAAUCGGGACAAGCUAGACAAGCGAGAUGACGCUCAAAGCGACAGCCAUAAAUGCAACGGAACAAAAGAAGAAGGCGACCGAGAAAUAACGAGUAGCCGGGAAAGUCCGCCCGUGCGGGCAAAGAAGCCUCGGAAAGCGCGGACUGCGUUCUCUGAUCAUCAGCUGAAUCAGUUGGAGCGCAGCUUCGAGCGGCAGAAGUACCUGAGCGUACAGGACCGCAUGGAUUUGGCAGCGGCUCUGAACCUGACAGACACCCAGGUCAAAACCUGGUACCAGAACAGGAGGACGAAGUGGAAGCGGCAAACAGCUGUGGGACUGGAGCUCCUAGCAGAGGCCGGAAACUACUCCGCUUUGCAGAGAAUGUUCCCAUCUCCGUAUUUCUACCACCCUAGCCUGCUAACUAACAUGGACACAACGGCGGCGGCGGCCAUGUACAUGUACCGGACUCCACCGCCUCAUCCCGGGCUGCAGCGGCCGCUUGUGCCCAGGGUCCUGAUCCACGGGCUGGGACCGGCAGGGCAGCCCGCACUCAACCCCUUGCCCAAUCCUAUCCCCGGAACACCACACCCCCGGUGAAAAACAAAACCGAGGGAACAGCAGGAGGGUGAAAACUAACACAAAAAGACAUAGGACUGAAAAAGCCGCGAGAGGGACACAAAACGGACUCUGCCCUAACGUGAGAGAGAAGGGGAAUGGAGUUGAAACUUUUGCACUGAUUUCUCAUGACCUUUCUAUCUGAACGUGGCAUGCACCAGAAUAGUGGGAAGUGUAUAUUUCAAGGACUUGGGGGUGAUUUAUGCGUAUUUAUUGUUUGCCGUCUGAGAAAUCCGGGUUGGAAGCGUCUAAAACAUUAGUACAGUACAUACAAUUUUUUUUCCUCUCAUUUUCAU